AGGCCCCCUCCACCUGUGCCAUGGCCGAGUGCCCGCCCUCGCUUCCGCCCGGAGAGGAGAUCUACUGAGAAAACCUUUGAACUUUGAGUUAGUAGAUGACUGUUCUCUCUUCUUCCACUCUUCUACAACACCUGGCAUCAUUUGAAAAAGCUAAGCCUCUCUGCCGGGUGCCUACAGUUGGAGCACAAACGCCGAGAUUUCACCUCCGCUGGGAGUAGGAAGCUCUACUUUGACACCCAUGCCUUAGUGUGUUUAUUUGAAGAAAAUGGGUUUACUACUCAACAAGCAGAAAUCAUUGUAUCUGCAUUGGUGAAGAUCACGGAGGCCAACAUGGAUAUCGUCUACAAAGACAUGGUCACCAAGAUGCAACAGGAGAUCACUCUUCAGCAAAUAAUGUCUCAGAUUUCUAAUGUGAAAAAAGAUAUGAUUAUUUUGGAGAAGAGUGAAUUUUCAGCCCUCAGAGCAGAAAAUGAGAAAAUAAAACUUGAACUACAUCAGUUAAAACAACAAAUAAUGGAUGAAGUGGUCAAGGUCCGCACAGACUCCAAAUUAGACUUCAAUCUAGAAAAGAGCAGAGUAAAAGAAUUGUAUUCAUUAAACGAAAGGAAGCUGCUGGAAAUGAGGACAGAAAUGGUGGCAUUGCAUGCCCAGCAAGAUCGGGCCGUCACCCAGACAGACAGGAAGAUAGAUACUGAGGUCGCUGGCCUCAAAACCAUGCUCGAGUCUCACAAGCUUGAUAAUAUUAAAUAUUUAGCAGGGUCUGUUUUUACAUGCCUAACAGUAGCUCUGGGAUUUUAUCGCCUGUGGAUAUAAUAAAGUGUAUAUUUAAAGAGAGCUCUAUUGUUUUGCCUUGAGAAUACCAGAUUGUUGUGCUCCCCUACCCCUCGUUUCAACUUUUAACACCGAUUUUUACUUAAAGCCUAUUUUUUAUUUUAUGCAAAUUAUGGACCUAUAACCAAUGCAAAGAAGUCAGGAAUUUCACAAUUGCUCCUUUUCCCGUUUCUGUUUGGUUGACUUUAUAACGCUGAGUGGCGGUGGACAAAACAUGGAAGACUCCACUCAGUUGGAUCAGUGAACUUGUGGGACACAGCAACAGUAAAUAUUUGUGUAGCUACCAUUGUAAUCUUUUGUCACACAGAGGACUUGGGGUCCGUUUAAAAGGCACAUGGGCUUUACUGAGCGCUGAAGAAUCACAGAAAGUAAACCAAGAGCACCAUAUCCGCUUCACCUGCCCCGACCUUAGCAUCAGCGUCCCUAAUGAAACAGCUGUACUUCCAAAGGAGGGUUUUUUCUUUCAGUUGCCAUUGUCUUAGUUACUGUUACGGGUAUUUUUAUGUGCCUUCAGGCUAGAAAAUCUUGUUGCCUGGUGAGGUGUUGUAAUGGUAAUGGGGACUGUUAUACUUGUGGGUUUCUCUCCCCCCCCUCUCUCUCACUGGGCCCUUCUUCCCCUCCCUCCUGAUUGGAGAGCUAUGGUCACACUCCACUGUGCCUGCCUGGAAAACUUGCUGAUUCUCAGCGUGGACGUCUACGUUUGUGGGAUGGGGUCUGCUUCCUUCUCGUCUUCUGCCUUUUAUACAAGGGAGGCAGUCUGGCAGCAUCUGGAUAUUUCGAGAGUGUGUGCACUUUUAGAAAUGGCCCAUUACAAGCUCAGAUCGUAGGCUUUCAAAAUUAGAAAACUCAUGCCAGCUAUCAUCUGAGUUUAGGUUGAUUUCUUUGGUUAUUAAAGAUAUUCUCAUAUCUACCUUACCUCUGUAUUUAAGACAAAUAAAUUCCUAGAGAAAAGGGUAUUUUGAGAAAGCACCAUCUCAAAAGCAUCCUAUUGGAAUGACUGGCAGGUAGGAGAAAAUGAGCAUUUUAGACCGGAUGACAUUGGUAGGACCUUUGCUGUCCUCCACAGGCAGACGUGUACGUAAUCUGGUACAGUGGAGAGACCACGUGGAGACCACCUGAUCAGACUGGUAGAAUGAAUACCCACUAUCACUGUUCCAACCACACUGGUAAAAAAAAAAAAAAAAAUCACCUGUUGUUCUGUGGAUGUCAUUUCUAAACUUCGGAAAGUGUAAGCCGUUGCCUUUUUUAAAAAAAAACAUUUGUGUAGCACAAAGAUUCUGAAUUCCAAAUAAGUCUGAAAUUCAGUCAAGUACUUUUACAUUAAGUGAAUAACAACUUAAUCUUUUCAACUAGAUUUAAAAUGACUUAACUGCUUCAUAAAAUAUUUUAUCAAUAUAUUCUUUCAGAGAAGGAUCCCCAGAAAAUGCUGCACAUGUAGCAAUUGCCUUAAGUAGUAAAGACUCAAGGACAUGACAUCCCAUUAAGACCACAGUUGCAACUACUUAAUAACUUUGGUUGGCAGAGCUCAGAGAAAAGGCUUGGAGUACAGACACUCCUCCAAAGUAAAGAGCACCCAAGGGAGAAAGUGUUAUAUGUGAUGAUGUUUCAAAGCAGACAUCAACUUGUACAGGUUGAAAACAGUGAAGUGGCCUUAUAUUCUGAUAAAAUAUUUUUACGGUAACAUUCAGUGGGAUGACUUUCUUUCACGGGCUGAAAGUAGUCCAAGUCAGCGGUCGCCAACCUCUCGGACCUCGUGGACCACCAGUGAUCUGUGGACCACUGGUUGACGACCGCUGGUCCAAAUGACAUUCCUACUGCUGGUAGUGGGCUGCAUCAGCCCGUCACCUAUUUGGGCCGUUGAUUUUGCUGUAGAGUCAGCCUCUUUACCCCUCCGCCUUGGGAACAAGAACUCUCCUUUUGAUGGAGGGAUUGCGUGCUGAUGUGGAAGUUCGGAGGGUUCGGAAUGAUGUUCCCUUUACUUAGUCAAGUGUAUUCUACUUGAAAAGCAUAUGGGCCAAAAAUACAAGUGUCCCUUUCCCACUGCUGGCCCAGAUACUGUGAACAGUGUAAGCAUGCCGUGACGGGACACCGUGUGACAGCUUCCUAAGCCCGUUUGGCUUGGCAGGCUUCAGAUCACUUUAGGAAAUGAAGCAUUCGCACUCAGAAGGGGGCAGAUGCCUGGCAAGGCUUCAGAAAAUCUGUGUCUAGCCCUCGGGAAAUUAACCGCAGGUAGCUCCUGAAGCAUACCUCUCAAGCGCCUGAGGUACAGAUGCCUGAAGCAGAACCUCACAGAUGGAAACUGUUUCCUUGUACUAAUUGCUCCCAUCCCUAAGGGCUCCUCUGCAUUCCUACUGUCUCCUCCUCCUUUAUCUUUUUGAAAGAGCUGAACUCCAUUUCCUCCUCUUACCUACCCCAUUAAUAAGCAAACCCUGUUUGUGUGUGCAGUUCUUACAGGAGACAUGAAUAUUUGGUUUUCUAGCUUAAUAUCUGACAAAACUCAAUCUGAAUGUAUUCAUUUUUCCCCUUAAGUAUGCUAAGUGCCUCAGUUGAGAAGUCACAAAUUCAAGAAGAAAGGCUUGAUGACGAAAACCACGUGGCUUGCUGGGAUUUGUCUCUGACCACAUUAAAAACCAAACCCUGAACCUCU
Messenger RNA from Myotis davidii, 3478 nucleotides. RefSeq names its product mitochondrial calcium uniporter regulator 1 (gene MCUR1). Lineage: Eukaryota; Metazoa; Chordata; Mammalia; Chiroptera; Vespertilionidae. Gene Ontology annotation, biological process: positive regulation of mitochondrial calcium ion concentration; calcium import into the mitochondrion. The record is from RefSeq and is a predicted model, not a curated record. Bases 331 to 813 code for a protein of 160 amino acids. The transcript is spliced from 10 exons. Gene Ontology annotation, cellular component: mitochondrial inner membrane; mitochondrion.